Molecule: messenger RNA, 1364 nt
Organism: Dendroctonus ponderosae (mountain pine beetle)
Lineage: Eukaryota; Metazoa; Arthropoda; Insecta; Coleoptera; Curculionidae
Product: cell wall integrity and stress response component 4
Exons: 3
Coding region: 164-1231 (355 amino acids)
Source: RefSeq, a predicted model, not a curated record
CGCUGGAUAUAUUAUGACAGAUUCAAUCCGUUGUUUUAUUAAUUUGCUGCAAAUUGCUGAUAAUUAAUUUAGCCAUGAUGGAUGGACGCGAUAGGAUGAAACAACAAUAAAAGCCGCCCCAUUAUCGCUAGCCAUCCAUUAUCUGGGUGCCAGUUGAGGCAACAUGUUCCAUUUUCUUGCUCUGGGUGUGUUCUUUGCCGCUUUUGUGGCUCUUGAUGCUCAACAGUGCUACCGGUGCUUUGGCAGGCAUUGGUGUAACGAUGUUGCCCAUCCAGAUUUUGAGUCCAAUGUCACUAUAAUGAAUUGUCCGGCAACAGCUGCAAAGUUUUCCUAUGAGGGUGACAGUCCCACGAUUGCAAAAUUCAUCCACAGUCUGGAACGGUUAUCGACCAGCUCUGGAGGAGAGGAAGGAUUGAGCGAGACGACUUGGGGUUGCGUCACCGCAACAAUACAUGAAGCUCACGAAGUCCACACGAUCCGCACCUGUCUCAAUAACGCCGAAACUAUAUGUCCAGUAGUCCAGACCGUUGUCCUCAAUCCCGACCUGAACGACGUGCCAGAUGAAGUGGAACUGGAUUGUGGAGGAUGCAUUGGCAUGCUAUGCAAUGACCAUAGUUUUGCCGCUCCGGAUGCACCAUCUACGUCUAGUACUGCGAGUCCUGAGACUACGAGUUCUUCUACUGCUACUCCUGAUAGCACAACAUCUUCCACAACCACUCCAACUCCGGAAACUUCCACUUCUACUACCACUACUGGCGGUCCUGAUGGGACUACAUCUUCUCCAACGGUUCCAAGCUCAAGCUCCACUACCCCUACCACUCCGGAAAGUACGACAACUUCAGCAACCACUCCAAGUCCCGAAACUUCCACUUCUACUACCACUACUGGCGGUUCUGAUGGUACUACAUCUUCUCCAACGGUUUCAAGCUCAAGCUCCACUACUCCUACCACUCCGGAAGCCACUUCAAAUCCCGAGGCAACUAGUUCAACUUCAACAACUGCCUCCCCAGACAGUUCUACAACUACUACAACCGAAUCCACUACAACCGAAGUUAGCACCUCCACUACCACCACAACACCAGGAACUUCUAGUACAACUUCCGAAGUUCCGGACACAACCGAAAAUGCCCCUGAAACCACUACAACUGGCUCGGUGCAGGCCCCCAAAGGCUCUUAUGGGUUGUUAAUGCUGACACUUUGCAUAGAAUGGAUUAGAUACGUUAGGGCUUAGUUGUGAAUACACUUACAUGUUAUGGCAAUUCGUUGGUCAUCUCACAAGUAGAUUAAGGCGUGAAAACCGCAAGUUUACCUCAAAUCUAACGCUUUUGGUUGACAUAACGCAAGAAUAAAUCACAUCCUGACAG